CAUUCCGAUUUCAUCAUUUCAAAAGGAAAUGGGAAACCCUGAAAAACUAGGUCGUGAGUAUUGAUUUUUACCUAAUAUCAGACAAACGUACGCGUUGCGCGGCUUUUGGCUUUGUGCAAACCGAUUUAUUGUGUUCGUGUUCGCGUCGAGGCGGAGUCGUCCAAAAUGCCCGUAACUCAGUCAGGGGCGACGGUCGAGAAUGUCCGCGUGGUGGUGCGGGUGCGGCCCAUGGAUGAGCGGGAGAAGCUGGAGGGCGCGCCGUGCUGCGUGUCCGUGGACGCCGUGCACGGCACGGUGGCCGUGACGCGCUCCAACGCCGUGCCGCCCGAGCCGCCGAGAGUCUACGCCUAUGAUGCCGUGUUCGACUGGACCACCAGCCAGAUGGAUAUCUACGUGCAAACCGCGAGCCCGAUCGUCGAGCAAGUCCUGAAGGGCUACAACGGCACCAUCUUCGCGUACGGCCAGACUGGCACUGGCAAGACUUACACCAUGGCCGGCGCCACGGCCGCGCCCGAGCUGAGGGGCAUCAUACCUAACUCGUUCGCGCAUAUAUUCAGUCAUAUCGCCACGGCUAAGGAUGAUGAGAAGUUCCUGGUGUGCGUGACCUACUUGGAGAUCUACAACGAAGAAGUGCGCGACCUGCUGGGGAACAACCCGCACCAAUCGCUCGAGGUCAAGGAGAGACCAGACAUUGGAGUCUUCGUCAAGGAUCUCACCGGCUACGUGGUCCACAACGCCGACGAGCUCGAAAAGAUCAUGUUCGUGGGGAACAAGAACCGGCACAUCGGCGCCACCGCCAUGAACACGGAGUCAUCCAGGAGCCACGCCAUCUUCUCCAUCACCGUGGAGAGCAGCAAGAAGGGCGCCGACAACAAGACUCAUGUUAAAAUGGGGAAGUUACAUCUCGUGGAUCUUGCCGGCUCCGAGCGCCAAAGCAAGACGCAAGCCACCGGCACCCGUCUCAAAGAAGCGACCAAGAUCAACCAAUCCCUGUCCGUGCUCGGCAACGUGAUAUCCGCUCUAGUCGACGGCAAGAGCACCCACAUCCCCUACCGGAACUCCAAGCUCACCAGGCUGCUGCAAGACUCGCUCGGAGGGAACUCCAAGACUGUCAUGAUCGCGACCAUUGGUCCGGCGGAAAGCAACUACGUAGAGACGAUCAGUACACUGCGAUACGCCAACCGCGCCAAGAACAUCGAGAAUAAAACCCACGUCAACAGUGAACCAGGCGACGCGCUGCUUACAAGGUUCCAACAAGAGAUUGAUCAACUCAAGAAACAGUUGGAGGAGAACGAAAACGAGUUGGAAGAGGAGGAAGCUGAGUUGAGCGAGGGCGAGCUCACCGACGACACCCUCACCGAGUCCGAACUGGACUCGCUCGGCCCCGAGGAGCGCAAGGAGCUGCGAAAGCUGAGGAGGGAGGAGAAGGAGAAACUGAAUCGAGAGAAAGCGAACCAAGCGAGAAAGGUGUUGGAAGAAAAGAAGGCCGAGUUGCAGAGGACCAAGAAACAGCAGGAAGAGCUGAAGGACAAGCUGCAACGCCUGGAGUCCAAGGUCCUCGUCGGCGGCGAGAACCUGCUGGACAAGGCCGACACCCAGCGCAGGCUGCUGGAGCAGGCCUCCAGGGAGCUGGAGCAGCGGAGACUCAUCGAGCUGCGCCUGCAGGAGGACCUGCAGAAGAAGGAGGCCGAACGCCUGGACAUAGAAGAGCGUUACUCCUCCAUGCAAGAAGAGAACGCCGCCAAGACCAGGAAACUGAAGCGCGCCGUCCAACUCCUCAACUCCGCCAAAGCGGAGCUGGCUGACCAGCAGCGGGAGCAGCAGAGGGAGAUGGAGGGGAUCCUGGACUCCGUCAGGGCUCUGAGGAGGGAGAUACAGCUGGCAGACCUGGUGCUGGACUCGUACAUACCCAAGGAGUACCAGGCGCUGAUAGAGCAGUACGUGCACUGGAACGAACAGCUGGGCGAGUGGCAGGUGAAGUGCGUCGCGUACACCGGCAACAACAUGAGCGCGCCCGCCCCGCCGCGCCACCACAGACACAUGGAGCCUCCCGACCUGUCGUGCCGCUACCUGUCGUACGCGGCCGUCAACGCGCGCGCGCGCCCCGCCGCCUCCGCCGUGCCGCGCCCCAACACCGCCGCCCCCCGCGCCAGGCAGUAGAACAUUAUUUGAGCCCUAUUACUUGUGCAUUAAAGCUUAAAAUUGGGUGGCGGCUUUUAAUGUAAGAAUUUACGAUACUCUGUAUUCGCUGGUUAGAAUUGAGCACUGCCAUGGCAGAGGCUAUUUAGCAACCACAUGUAGCUGAAACACAUGUUCUGUAUUAUGUUCGAUGAGUAAAACCAAAGAAAGAGUGGUAACUCCAUACAUCAGUUUUGUUACCAGAACGCGCGUUAUUUCGUAGUCGACAUCUAGCGUCAAGUAGUGGAACUAUCAGUACCCCUACUUGACACCAGAUGUCACAAGUGUAGCUACGGACGAAAAAUGUACUAGUAAAACGAUUUACAACUAAUAUUAUAAGCCAGAAGGGGUUGAAAAUAGACUUCCAGUUAAUCCGGUUAUAAUAUUAGCUGAAAAUUGUUGAGCAUUAGAGUUUUCGUUCGCCGAGACAUCUAUUGUCAACUAGCAGUACUGAUAAAUUCCGCUACAUGACGCUAAAUGACAACGAAAUAACGCGCGUUUUGGUAAGAAAACUGAUGUAUAGAGUUACUACUCUUUCUUUACUUAAAUUACUCUAUGGUACUGUUUUAAUUGUAUUUAAAACAAAAUGAUUAGUCAAUGUAAAAGUAUUUUUAUACAUAACCAAAUGACAUUUGUAUUACUAGAAUUAACUGUUAAUCUUUAGUGUUCUAAUACUAGUCGCAUUCCAGUGAUUAUAUUAUUUUUAUCUCGUUUUUGUUAUA
This is a messenger RNA of Cydia splendana, 2900 nucleotides long. RefSeq names its product kinesin-like protein KIF3A (gene Klp64D). Gene Ontology annotation, cellular component: microtubule. NCBI's taxonomy places the organism in Eukaryota, Metazoa, Arthropoda, Insecta, Lepidoptera, Tortricidae. The transcript has 14 exons. Gene Ontology annotation, biological process: microtubule-based movement; mitotic cell cycle. Gene Ontology annotation, molecular function: microtubule binding; microtubule motor activity; ATP binding. The record is from RefSeq and is a predicted model, not a curated record. Bases 166 to 2160 code for a protein of 664 amino acids.